AUGCCGGACUAUCAUGACGCACUUCGGUUUCUUUACUGUGUUCAUCUAAUAUUACUUGACGCAGCGCUAUAUAUAUUACCAAUACUCGCAUUAUGUCUCAUACCAAAUAUCUUCAUUCUGCUAAUCUGGUUUCCAGCAUUUGUUGGCAACGUUUAUCGAUACAUCUACUUCAAUAAACAUAUUGGAUCAAACUUGAAAUUCGUGGUAUUUCUAUUUUCUCCUGUUCUGAUCGUACUCUAUUUGCCGGUCGGAGUUUUAGUAUGUGUGACUUAUACGAUUUGGAUUGUGCUGUUGGGUCCAAUUAUCGAACAUUCGGUGCGAAGUGAGGAUCAUUUAUACGAUAUUUCUCAAACAGCCGCAUUAGUUUAUUAUUUGUAUCAUCGAGCGCGAGGCCAUGAUUUGGUAGAACUAAAUGCUGAUAACCCUGAUCUGGAAGAGCGCUGGUCAUAUUUAACAGAAUCACCGGCAGCUGCUCCAUUCAAUUCUGCAUUACAAUUAUCCGUGGGAAUGUGGUCAGCUCACUCGAAAAUAAUACCAGAAAUAGUAAACGAUGAAAAACGAUACCAAGGAAAUACAAUAGAUUUUGCUUUUUGGCGUCUCGUAGUAGGCGUAUCUAUUUUCCCAUUUUACUUUUUUGUCACUGUGCCAACCACAGUGAUUGUUGCGAUUAUAUUCUACAUUCCAUUAUUAAUUCGAUGUGAAAUUAUUCUGUGGAAAACUUUUGCAACAUUGGAUAUUUUUUAUGCAAUUGUCACGUUUCUUGGAUUUGUGGUGAUGACCAUUGCCCUUGUACCGUUGAUAGUGGUGGGAGAUAUUCUACUUGUUGCAAUAAUCUUGUUGAUCUCAUUUUAUCCGAUGUAUAUGGCAGUUGUCGAGUCAACGGAAGCCGGAUGUCAUGCAUCUGUUGAAGUGGCUGUUGAUGUCACGCGUCGAUACAUGGAAGCCGCAACUGGACUUCAACCUGAUUUGAUUGACUUUGACGGGCUUCAAUAUUUCAAAAAGAACAACUUAACAAAUUCAAAGGUAGCGAACCCGAUAUUAGCUUCGUUAAAAUCAAACACAAAUAAAGCACUUCAGAACAAAAAUCCAUACUCUGUCACAAAUACAACUCAAAUUCCACCCAAUGGUGAUAAACAUUACUAUUAUUCAUGGGCUGUAUAUUGGUGGCCUGAUUGUAGUGGAGUGCCUAGUAAUUUAGCUAAAGAUCCAGCGCAUAACUGUCCGUAUAAACAACGAGACGGACAGUACAUUCCCGAUUUAAAUGACCUUUCAGAUCCGACAGCUUCUGUAUCUAUGAUCGAUGAUGUUUUUUCGUUAUCGAUUUCUUAUGCUUUAUUUGGUGAUGAAAAAUAUGCUAUAAAAGCUAUACAAUUGUUGCAAGUUUGGUUUUUGAACAAUGAUACAGCAAUGGCACCGAAUGUUGAAUAUGGACAAGUCAUAAGGGGUCCAGGGAAUUGGACAGGGAGAGCUGAAGGAAUCCUGGAUUUGAGGAAUUUCGUUUAUAUACCUCCAUCAAUACAAAUACUAAAGAACUCGACAUCAUGGAACUCGGAUAUGGACAAUGGUAUGAAAAACUGGUUUACACAAUACAUCGACUGGCUUCAAAAUUCAAGUAUUGGAAAAACAGAAGGUGCAGCACCUAAUAAUCAUGGAACAUAUUAUGUUGUUCAAUUGGCGACUUAUCUGGAUUAUAUUGGAAAAGACGAUGAGGCAGUUCAAGUAAUAAAGCAAUUUGUUAAUAAACAAUUCCAAUCACAAAUUUCGAAAAAUGGGGAUCAGCCUUUGGAAAGUCGAAGAACUCGGCCAUGGCAUUACCAAUGCUUUAAUUUGGUAGGGUUAACUUAUAUUGCUCAAUUAUCAGAACGUUUGAAAGGACCAAACCUAUGGACUCUAAAAACUUCAUCUGGUGCCACAAUACAAGACGCAAUAAACUACGUUGCAAACGAAUCAUUGAGCCCAAGUGACAAUCGAUCGGAGUGCCUCAUCCCACUUUACUUAGCACAAGAAUAUUACGGGAAUUCAUUUUCCUCAAUCCUCACGAAUACUCUAGCAGAGAGUCAGACUAGUGAUGAAUAUUGGUUACUUUGGAAUCCGAGAAUCUCUGGUGACACGAAACAUAGCGAUGCGAGCCAUAUGCGUGGCGGUGGCGUUAUUAAUAGUGUGCUUAUAUGUUGUUGGAUAAUAUCGGUUUGGACUUUUUCUUAUUCUCUGUAG
Molecule: messenger RNA, 2214 nt
Organism: Ambispora leptoticha
Lineage: Eukaryota; Fungi; Glomeromycota; Glomeromycetes; Archaeosporales; Ambisporaceae
Source: the annotation of a GenBank genome assembly